GCCUCUCUCUAUAAUCAGCAGCUUCAUAGAAACAAUGAAAUCUUUGAGCUGGGAAGAUCUUUGACUGCGGUGAGGCUCCUCUGGCACUUACACGCCAGCAUUCAGGUCUCUCUGUGUGUCUGUGUGAGAGAGAGAGAGAGAGGAAAGACACCACACCACACAGGCACAGAGACAGAGCUGGCGGGGUAGAACACGGUAGAGUGUAUUACUGCCAGAGACACACACACACAUAUACGAGAGGUCUUUUGGAGCGAAAUCAUCGAAAAAGCAACGAUGGUGGGCAGCCUGAACCUGCAGGAGGUGACGGGUCCUCUAGUAGAGCCCAAGCGGCUGGGGGAGCGGGUCCUGGAUAGCCCCGACUCUGGGCUUCCCCCCAGCCCCAGCCCCACGCCCAGCGCCUGGUUGCCGUCCCCAGGAGGUGCAGAGAACCGGCUGGCUGAGCAGGAAGACGCCGGCUUCCCACAGAGGAGGGGACAGUCGCUACAAACGGAUGCUCCAGUUACUUCCUCUUUCCUAAUCACAGGGUUUGGGCCAAGGCUGCAUCCACUGUCAUUUGGAGAAGGUGUUGAAGUGGACCCUUUGCCACCAAAGGCGAUUAGGUACACCUCCUCUGUGAAGUAUGAUUCAGACCGACACUAUGUCAAUAAUAUACUCCUGCAGCACACACUGGGUGUUGACUCCUGCAGCCAGACAGUCAUCUGCGUUCCCAAUUGCACAUGGCGGAACUACAAGACGGAGCUGAGAUUUGAGCCGCAACACAAACCGUGGAGGUUCCGCAGCACUAUCAUUGUGUACCCAAAGUAUGCAAAGACAGUCUAUACUACCACUGUGGAUUACAACUGCAGAAAAGCAGCACGGAAAUUCUUGUCCAGUGUGGAACUUGAAGCUACAGAUUACAAUGGCAGUGAAAUGGUGUUCCAGGAUAGCCAGUGACUUAUCUACGGCCUGCUUUUUCUUUCUUUUUGAAAGAGGAUUUUUAAAAAAUCCAAUCUUUCGACUGUCUGAGAGCUUCUUAACUAUGGUGGUCUCUGAAUCUGUUCAAUACUGCCUUUCUUUUGCUCCUUGCAACAUAGUCUACAUUGUGUUUCUUUUUUUUAAUCACAAUAAAGUUUAGGAAUUUCCUCUGA
This is a messenger RNA of Stegostoma tigrinum, 1127 nucleotides long. RefSeq names its product refilin B (gene rflnb). The transcript has 4 exons. The record is from RefSeq and is a predicted model, not a curated record. Gene Ontology annotation, molecular function: filamin binding. The coding region runs from base 274 to 933 and encodes 219 amino acids. Gene Ontology annotation, cellular component: actin filament bundle. Lineage: Eukaryota; Metazoa; Chordata; Chondrichthyes; Orectolobiformes; Stegostomatidae. Gene Ontology annotation, biological process: skeletal system morphogenesis; actin filament bundle organization; negative regulation of chondrocyte development.